Messenger RNA from Microsporum canis CBS 113480, 2589 nucleotides. RefSeq names its product ankyrin repeat domain-containing protein 44. The record is from RefSeq and is a predicted model, not a curated record. Gene Ontology annotation, molecular function: protein binding. NCBI's taxonomy places the organism in Eukaryota, Fungi, Ascomycota, Eurotiomycetes, Onygenales, Arthrodermataceae. Bases 1 to 2589 code for a protein of 862 amino acids. The transcript has a single exon.
AUGGCUGACUCAACGACUGAAGAGCCAGCAGGAGGCGUUUGCAUGGAGGAUUCACCUUGUGGUUUCGGUUCUCUUCCAAGCGAAAUACUCUGUUUAAUCGGUGGAUAUCUUGAUGCAUGGGACCUGAGAGCUCUUGUCAUGACCGCAACGCGAUUCCAUAUGGCCCUGGACCGGAUGCUCAUGAGAAAAGCUCUUCGCGAUGUUACCGUCGGCGAUUGGGCCGACUUCCAUACUAUUCUUCGUUGUGCUAUAUCCAAAGGCCAUAUUGAAAGAGCAAAAGCACUGCUAGAGAUUGGACGGGGCUCGCUGGAGAUGAUGACAUAUAGAUCAGCCUUGGAAUGUGCCGCAGAAAAGGGAUAUUUGGACCUCGUCCAGAUAAUAUUGAACGAUAGUGGAUUGGACCUGUCGAAGUACGGCACACAAGCGUUGAAUAGGGCAAUAGUAUCUCAAUCCCCCGAGAUAUAUACGCUGCUGGCGGGUGCUGGAGCUAUGUUGAAGGAUCGGGUCUGGCAUAUUCCACAGCCCAACCUAGGUAUUUAUGCAGUACAUGCUGCUGCAUGCUGGGGCCGUAUCGACUUACUGCAGUUUAUAAUGAGCUGUGGCGCCGAUCUUGACGAGCCCGAACCCUCUACAUCAUGGCGGCCGCUUCAUUAUGCUGCGUUUCACGGUCAAGCUCUCGUCGUUGAAUUCCUUCUUGAUAACGGAGUUAAUCCAAUAGCCAGGUGCGUCGAAAACAAUACAGCUAUGAUGAAUAUUGCUAUAACAGUAGAGCCGCCUUACAGCCUAGUUAAUCCCGAAUUCAAAAAGAGAACCAUGGCAUUCUCCGCUGGCCAUAGGCGGGUUAUUAAAAUGCUUCUCGACCAUGGUUCGGAUCUUUAUAUGCAAAAUCAUCAUGGGAUUACGGUUCUUCACUUAGCAUCUGCUAAUGGUUACGUCGAGCUCGUUAAAUAUCUGAUCAGCCUUGGGGCUGAUACGACUUCAAGGGAUACUCAAGGGCUAACCCCUUUAUACCAUGCGAUUUCUAAUUGCCAAGUAGAAGUGGUAGAGGUUCUUUUGGCUGCAGGCGCUUCUCUUACAACUAAGAACAAUGAGGGCGCUUGCGCUAUACAUAUUGCAGCAGAGGCAGGGUAUCCGUCUAUUGAACUUUUACGGCUUCUAACUAUGGAUGAUGUAGACCCUCUUGCUAUUGACUAUAACCGGCGGACAGCAUUACAUUACGCGGCUGAAGGUGGCUCUAUGGAUACGUUACAGCUUCUCCUUAAAAAGACGGGUGUUAAACUCACGCCGCCGCCAAAGAAGCCAUUGGCACUAAAUGGGGCGGUGGAAAAGCAUGAUCCGGAUAUGGUCAGAUAUCUUCUUGAAGCUGGUGCGGAUAUCUCAUGUGUUAGGGGAAAUUAUAUGAUAUCUGCUCUCCAUAUUGCAAUAGCGGAGGGAACUGAGGAUCUUGUCGAGCUCCUGCUAAAAUAUGGUGCGGACCCUAACCGGUAUUGCUGUUCUAAACGCUACCCACUCCAAUGCGCAAUUAAACAAGGGGCUACGGCAAUUGCUCGUGUGCUUCUGAGAAACGGGGCGGACAUAUCAGCUAAAGGGAAUCCGUCAGAACCACCGUUGAUUCUAGCGGCUCGGGGUUAUGGUUCGGGUUUUUGUAAUCUGAGUCUUGUUAAAAUGUUAAUCGAAGAGGGAGCUGAGAUUAAUAUUUGUCGCCAUGAAAGUUACGGUGUCUUAGAAGCUGCUGCUUCUCAUCCCACUACACCAAGAGGAAAAAGUGCGCUAAUUAUUUCAUACUUUCUUGAAAACGGAGUUGAUAUCUCGAGACCCUCUAAUGACGGGGGAUCGAUUCUAUCUCCCUUCUGUAAACAGGGUGGCCACGAUAACUCUAUUAAGAUGCUGAUAGAGGCUGGUGCGGAUAUCAAAUGUCAGGAUAGAUCUGGAAACACACUUCUCCAUGACCUUGCCCUUCGUUGUGGUACUCAAAAACCAUUUUCUAUAAACCUAUUUCAGGAAUUUAUGGAUAGAGGAGCGGAUGCGUCGUUGGUGAAUCGAGUCCACCAGACCCCUUUACAUGUUGCAUGCAGCGGUGGGUUAGACUUUGAUCUACAACCACUUUUUGAUGCAGGAAUGGACCCUCUUCGUGAAGACAUAUGCGGGUGGACUGCUAUACAUUAUGCAGCGUGGGCAGGGCACCCUCUACAACUGUCACAGCUUAUAAGAGCAUUAAAACGGCGCGCAAUACCAGAAGACACCACUCCUAUGCAGAGUCACUCAGUCAGCCCUGAAGCAUAUAUCAAGUCAAUCCUCGACUUGAAGGAUGUUUAUGGUUGGACGGCACUGCAUCUCUCUGUGAUGGAGUUCGCGCCCGCUGUAAGGUUCCGCAAUAUAGAGGAGUAUUGCCACCCGAACUCCAACGAAAGCCAUGAAGUGGUCCAGCUGUUGCUUGAGUCAGGAGUUGAUCCAUCUCUCGUUAAUAGCCAAGGACAAACGCCACUUGACCUCGCCAGAACUAGACGUCCGAGCUGCUGGCCCUUCGAAAGGACGGAGCUGAAUCGGAGAAAAUCCUUCAUGCUGCUUAGCGGGGAAGGCUUGAAAUGA